Messenger RNA from Penicillium cataractarum, 846 nucleotides. RefSeq lists its product as uncharacterized. The coding region runs from base 1 to 846 and encodes 281 amino acids. The transcript is spliced from 2 exons. Lineage: Eukaryota; Fungi; Ascomycota; Eurotiomycetes; Eurotiales; Aspergillaceae. The record is from RefSeq and is a predicted model, not a curated record.
AUGGCUUGCAUUAUUACGCUGAAUUUACGAGAAUCUGCAACGGAUUUGGAGAAAGUAUCGCAUCCUUCUCAUAAUGUCUGGUACAAGAGUCUGGCGCGGCUGCGCGACGUGGGCCUGGACAUACCUGGUACUCCGACCCGCGAUCAUAGCCAGAUGAUUGCAGAGUACAGCUACUGCUGUGUGGACCAGGAGAACCCUCAUAGAGUGAUAUAUCUAUACCCACAAUGCGCGGAUGAAAAGCUCCAACGCAUCCAGGCCGAGUGUAUGUCCGAGGCCUCGACGCUGAACCGACGACUCUCACCCCUCUUGGAGUUUCCCAUUUCCACAGAGUCUAUUUUUAGACUACCCGAUAGCAUCGGACUCAUAUAUCCGGGCGCAGACUCUGGCCCCAAGUGCUUGGAAUUCAUCACCUUUUACAGUCCUAAGCGUCCUAUGAUGCUCUACCCAUUCCUUGAGCCCCACUGGCCUGGAGCGUCGUGUGCGGGGUUGGCACACGUCCCCGUCAGGUCAUUCUCUGCUAAGACCAUUGAGUCACCUAAAGGAAAGACGAUUCUGUUUUGCUGCAUCGAGUGGAAGAGCCUUCAGGAUCGUGCAACUCUAUAUGCGGAUCCAUCUUUGAGAAAGGAGAUGAAGAGAGCCAACGCGGAGUACCGAGCGGCUGUUAUUCAAGCACUCGGAAAGACAGAGGAGGAUUUGACUUGGGAAGAGGAUCUCCAGGUCUUUUUUGAAAGCACCGGUGCGACCGAUAUCCAGCGUCAGUUUCUGACCGGAGUCUGGGUGAAUGAGGCCUAUUUGGGCUUGGGAAAGGAUGGAAACAAGAAGUGGCGGUUAUGUAUGAUCCUGUAA